Molecule: messenger RNA, 1815 nt
Organism: Cinara cedri
Lineage: Eukaryota; Metazoa; Arthropoda; Insecta; Hemiptera; Aphididae
Source: the annotation of a GenBank genome assembly
AUGGCGAGCGAGUCGGCAAACGAUGAUGUCGUUGCCGCAGCCGCCACUAGCAAACAGCACGACGACAGCCUUGAUGAAAACAGCCGCGAUUCGACUUCAAUGUUCAGCGUGAUCUUCAGUGAGGCUUUUGGCGGCCUCGGUGAUGAUGACGAUGGCGGAAAACGUAAGAGCCGAUCGCAACUUUCAGCAUUUGACCCCUUGUCUGUUCGAGUAGACGGCGAUGGCAAUCGUGAUGUUGAAAAGCGCAACAGUCAAUCGCGGUUUUCGGCUUUUGGAUCUUUGUCUCCGGUUCGAGUAGCCGGCGACGGUAAUCGCGAUGGUGAUAAGGGCAACAGUAAACCGCAGUUUGCGGCUAUUGAACCCAUGUCUUUGGCUCGACUAGACUACAGUGGCGAUCGUGAUGGUGAAAAGCGAAACAGUCAACCGCGGUUUUCGGCGUUUGAACCGUUGUCGGUUCGGGUAGACGGCGAUGGCCAUCGCGAUGUUGAAAAGCGCAAAAGUCAACUGCGGCUUUCGGCUUUUGGACCUAUGUCUCCAGUUCGAGUAAAAAAUGGCGGCAAUCGUGAUGGUGAAAAGCGCAACAGUCAACCGCGGUUUUCGGCUUUUGAACAUUUGCCGGUUCGAGUAGACGGCGAUGGCGAGUGCGUUGGUGAAAAGCGCAACACUCAACCGCGGUAUUCGGCUUUUGAACCCUUGUCCAUGGUUCGAACAAACAAAAAUGACAAGAAACAUAACAUUCCAUCAAGGUUUCCUGAUUUUGACCCCUUGUCUUUGGCUCGAUCAGCAGACGGCAGCGAUCGUGAUGGUAAGAAGCGAAACAGUCAACCGAGGUUUUCUACUUUCGACCCCUUGUCUUUGGUUCGAGCAGACGACGACGACAGUGAUGACGACGGGAUAAAGCGCAAGAAUCAAUCACGGUUUUCAGAUUAUGAUUCCUUGUUUACGCCUCGAGUAACCGACGACAGCGAUUAUGAUGGUAAGAAGCGUAACAGUCAAUCACGGUAUGCGGAUUAUGAAUCCUUGUUUACGCCUCGAGAAACCGACGACGGCGAUCGUGAUGGUAAGAAGCGCUACAGUCAAUCGCGGUACGCAGAUUUUGAACCCUUGUCUGUGGCUCGAGUAACCGAUAACGGCGGUCGUGAUAACAAAAAGCACAGCAGUAAAUUUCGGUUUGGGGAUUUCGACACAUUGUCUUCGGUUCGGAAAUCCGACGACGCUGAGAAGCGUAAAAGUCUGCCGCGGAUUCCGGAUUAUGAUCCGUUUUCUUUGGCUCGAAUCGCCACCGAAAGCUAUCGCGAUGGCGAGAAGCGUAACAGUCAACCGUGGUUCGCGGAUUACGAACCUGCGUCUUUGGCCCGAUUGCCCGACAGCGGCGCUACUAGCAAGAAGCGCAACAGUAGUAAAAAUCGGUUUUUGAAAUUGGACCGGUUGGCUUUGUCUCGAGUGUCUGACGAUGAUGACUACGACGACGGGAAGUACAGCACUCAGCCACGGUUCGAGGAUUUCAUACCCGGGUCUUUGGUGCGAGUGCCCGACGGCAGCGGCAACAGGAAGUACAAUGGCAAUAAACAUCGGUACGCGAUUCACGACUUCAAGGUUCGGCAAGCCAAUGAAGGCCGCGGCGAAAACGCGAAGUACAAUACUCCGCAGCGCUUUAUAACGAACGCCUCGGCGCAAGGCACGGCGCGGACCGACGACGACGGUUUUGACUAUCAAGCGCGGUUUAAAGCGUUGCGUCCGCUCAAGAAGGACGCCGGUGAACGCGACGUUGCCCGUCACGGAAACGGACCGCUACAGGACGUUGCGGCCAGUUGA